This is a messenger RNA of Varroa destructor (honeybee mite), 2238 nucleotides long. It is a transcript of the gene Sply, whose product is annotated as Sphingosine-1-phosphate lyase. Gene Ontology annotation, cellular component: endoplasmic reticulum. Gene Ontology annotation, molecular function: pyridoxal phosphate binding; sphinganine-1-phosphate aldolase activity. The record is from RefSeq and is a predicted model, not a curated record. Lineage: Eukaryota; Metazoa; Arthropoda; Arachnida; Mesostigmata; Varroidae. Gene Ontology annotation, biological process: sphingolipid catabolic process; carboxylic acid metabolic process.
UAUCUACUUGUUGGCCGUUCUGCUCACAACAGUUUCAGUGUACGGGCAAGGAAACAGCCAUGAAAAGCACACUUACGUUGUUUGUUUGAAUUAUGAAAGUGGCGCGCUUUCAUAGUACUCUUUCCACAUCGGCAAUUUCUCUCCUGUUGGUAUAAAACGACACCAUACCAAACGCAGGAAGUUGACAUCUACCCCCGUGACAUAGCUAAGUUCUGCAAGUGAGGAUUACAGCAGUGUGCAUACAUGAAAGAUUCAUUCAGGUCGGAAGAGUUGCCCCAUGGAAGUCAUCUGUACCACGAACAGCAGAAAUUAAUUGUCAUCUCUCCGUGUACACGAAGGUUUGCCGACCACGACGAUGACCGACCUUUGGAACGCGACGUUUGAGCAGCUUGAUAUCCUCCGCGGUAUCAAUAUAUCGUCAAAUGACAAAAAACUGGUCAAUGUAGGAAUGCUCGUACUGAAAACCCUAUCUGCAGUAGUAUCAUUAGCAAAGAAGCAAGUGAAUCAAGAACUGCAGGGUGUCGAACCCGUGUAUCUGGUAGCAAUUACUGCAUUUUUCUUCAUUCUGAUCGCAUGGAUUCGCAAACUAAUCACUUACAACGAUUUUGUUCCCUCUAACAAGCGAACUGGAUGGCUAGAACGCAUUCGAAAGCUUCCAUUCCUGCGCUGUAUUGUAGAACGACAACUGAAAUUGGUGGGCCGUAACAUAGAAAAGGACCUCAAGAAAGACUUUGUAAAUUCGCCUUUCAAAACUGUCCUACCGCAACAAGGACACGAUGUGGUCACAAUUGUCAAUGAAGUAAGAGAUUAUCUUAAUCUCUCGAAAAUUAACUGGAAGACUGGCAGCGUAUCGGGUGCUAUUUACUCCCCGAAUGACCUUUCUUGCGAGCAACUAAUGCUCCAGGUUUAUCAGAUGACGAUGAAGAGCAAUCAUUUGCACGCCGACGUCUUUUCCGGAGUUCGUAAGAUGGAAGCUGAGCUGAUCCGGUGGGUGAUUAAUCUUUUCAAUGGUGAUGCCGAAUGCUGUGGAUCGAUUUCGUCUGGCGGCACCGAGUCCAUCCUGUUGGCCUGCAAAGCCUACAGGGAUUUCGCCAUGAAGACCCGCGGUAUCGUGCGUCCUGAAAUCGUUAUUCCUGUCACGGCACAUGCUGCCUUCGACAAAGCAGCUGAUUGGCUUCAGCUUGAAAUCCGCAAGGUGCCGAUCGACCCUAAGACAAUGAAGGUGGAUACGCGUAAAAUGCGCAAGAUGAUGAGCAGAAACGUCGUCAUGAUCGUAGGCAGUGCUCCUAAUUAUCCCCAUGGUAUUGUCGACCCCAUCGAAGAAAUUGCCCAAAUUGGAGAAAGGUGGAACGUACCUGUGCACGUUGACUGUUGCCUUGGUGGCUUCAUUAUGCCAUUCAUGGACUCCGCUGGAUUCCCUGUUCAGCCGUUUGAUUUUAGACUUAAAGGUGUAACAUCGAUUAGUGCAGAUACGCACAAAUACGCCAUGGCUCCUAAAGGAACGUCGGUAAUCAUGUAUUCAAAUAAGAAGUACCUUCAUUGCCAAUUUUCCGUCGCGCAAGAUUGGCCCGGAGGCAUCUAUAUUACACCAACAAUAUCAGGUAGUCGUCCCGGAGCAGCUGUGGCCUGUUGCUGGGCGACCCUUCGAUAUUAUGGUUAUGACGGCUACGUAAGAACUUGUGCACAGGUCAUAACUGAAGCACGAAAGGUUCGUGAUGGCAUCCGCGAAUUCAAAGAACUUCAACUGCUUGGCGACCCUGAGGCAAUGGUCGUGGCUUUCACUAGUGACAAGUUAAAUAUUUUCGAGCUGAACUCACGCCUAGGCGUGAAGCAUUGGCACCUGAACCCGCUGCAGUUCCCCAGUGGAAUACACUUCUGUUUUACAGCUAUUCAUACGCAAAAUAACGUCGCCGAAAGGUUUCUCAAGGAUCUGCGAGAGACUGUUAGUGAUAUGCUGAAAGAACCCUCAUCGGAGGUGUCCCCACAAGCCGCCGUAUACGGUCUCGCGCAAACUAUACCUGACCGUUCGCUAGUUAAGGAAAUCCUCUUCAACUAUAUGGACGUCGUGUACAGCACUGAGGACUACAAAGGCAGUUAGAAACUGAAAAUGGGACUACUGAAAGAAAAACUGAGAUAUUUGAUAAUCUUUAUAUAUAUAUAUAUGGUGGAGACAUCCGUAUGAAUAUUCUUGAUGCACUAGCGUAAGUAAAACAACUCAUUUCUUUACUUAAAAAAAAA